UUCAAAUAAUGUUGAAGAACGGUGCGCACCGUUUUAGGGAAACGUGUGCGUCAUGCAACGUAGCAAAUCGUUUAACGAACUGAACGCAUCCCAGAAGUGGGCUACGGAACUGUGCCAGACAGGGACCGCAGCAAGUAAACAAGCCUAUUCGACACAGUGAUAGCGGAAACGAAUUAAGGAUACAGUUGUUUUAUUGAUCGGAGGCUCACGUUAGCUGCCGUACACGACACGGCAGUAAACCCUUGAGAAAACUGGAAUAUUAUUACAGUAUUUGUUUUCGCACGGGAAUAGACUCCUGAUAUGCGCAUUAUGCACUGCAUCACUUUCGAUAAUAUGGACGAUUUUACCCUCAACAUGGAGUACCUCAUAUGGGAUUUAGGUUGGCAUCUAUAGCUACAGUAGGACGUUAUUCCGUUGCAUUGGACUGAAAGCAGCUGUCCUUGAGCUCCAGGAUCAUGGGCCCCAUUAUGCAGGAACGCACUGCCUCCACGGCAUUGAAACGCGUUGUUUCCAAAGAGAAGAUACGUACGAAGAAUUCUGAAAAUAACGAACCGAUUACGAGUUCAAAGAAAGCUAACAAGGUGAAGAAGGCAGGAGCUCAGCUCAAGAAUGCCCUUCCAGGUCAGGAUAAGGACACUGUGUCGACAAUCCAGAGGGGCAUUCAUUCAAAGGGAAGCAGAGUCAAAUCUGGCACUACUCGAAACACUAGCAAACUGGCAAGCCCUCAAGAAGGAGGCUUGAAGUCUAAACCACACACACACUCCUCCACACAGAGGCAAGAGAAGCGAGAGGUUCAGCGAACGUCCCCAUGUUGCGGUGAGUUAGAUCAGAACCAUGGGGUACUGGGCCGAAGUCGGAAAGCUCUCUCUCUGCCCCUCUCCCCUAUACCUGGGCUGCGCCAGGGGCCAAUGCGGCUUCACACACACACUCAAGUCCCCACCCUGGAGUCCCUCAGGCAGUUUGAGCAGAAGGAAGUCGACUCGGACAGCGCCAGUGACCUGUCAGACUCAGAGAGACUGCCUGUACUCCCCUCCCCCUGUACCCCCUGCACCCCACCCCAUCUCAACCUCCGCGCUGAAGUGAUCAACUCCAGCGACUUCCCCCCAGCCUUCCCAGGACCACACGGGGCCACGAGCGACAACGACAGCGUCAGCUACAACUACCCUGACUUCCUGCCUCCUCCCUUCAACACCUGGAGCCUACGCCAGCUGGCUGUGUUCCUCCACACGGAGGGCCGAGGCGCACCUCGCCCCAAACCUGUGGGGCCCCUGGAGAAGUAUCUGGAGAGGCUGCUGCAGUUGGAGUGGCUCCAGAUCCAGACUGUGCAGGCGGAGGCCUGCCGACCUGCGGGGGGCCGUCCUAGGGCCCUGGGCUUCCCCUCUGCCACCACCACGAACGCACCUCGGCCCCACACGGCGCCACCCAGCCGCCUCAGCUCCCCCAAAGGCCUGCGGCAGUGUCAGCGCACCUUCCCGCUUGCCCCUCACAACCCCCCCUCGCUGGCAGCACAGCAGCUCUCCUGUCUCCCAGUCUGCCCCCAUUGUCACAUCCGCUACCCUCUGUGCAACGGGAGCUGCUCCUCCUAUGCCUACCAGCGCCACUCGCGCCUCAGUCCCCUGCUGGAGCGCCGAGCCAGGCCCGGGGUUCCCCCGAAGAGGAGCAGCAGUGAGAGCCGGGUCACUUCCUCUGAGAGUAGGGCUACAGGCUGCAGUGGAGGAGGACAGACUCCAGGUAGCCCCUCGGCAGGAAGAAGCCAUGUCAGACACAUGCAGGCGGUUGGCAACAUCCGUAAACCCGCCCAGGAGCCAGGCACUAACGGUAAAGGUCAGGCCAGUGUGAAGAAAGGCCGCGCCAGAGCCAAUUCGGAAGCCGAGGUGAGGAAGGAGUCCAGUAUGGCUAAGGCGGGUGUGGAGAAACACACACACUCUGGAAGUAAACGAGAGGCUAACACGAUCAAGAGGGUCGAGAAAGACUGUCAGAGGACAGAAACAGGAAGUCAGGCAUCUAAAAGUGGGGUUAAAAGAACAGUAAAAGAGCCACUCUCUCUCUUCAAGGCACCGUUGUCUGCCAAAGCGAAUGGAAAAGCAAAGAAUGUUCACUUUAUUGCAAAGUAACCACAUUACCUGGCUCAGUACAGGAUCUUAAAGUUAUGCUUGAUAAAGUUCUAUAUAAUAUACAGUGCCUUCAGAAAGUAUUCAUAUCCUUUUACUUUUUGUCGUGUUACAGCCUGAAUUCAAAAUGGAUUAAAUAUAUUUUUUCUCUCACCCAUCUACAUAAAAUGCCCCAUAAUGACAAAGUGGAAACGUGUUUUUCGAAAUGUUUGCAAAUGUAUUGAAAGUUAAAUACAGAAACAUCUCAUUUAUGUAAGUAUUCACACUCUUGAGUCAAUGGGGCUCCCAAGUGGCGCAGCGGUCUAAGGCACUGCAUCUCAGUGCAAGGGGCGUCACUGGAGUCCCCCAUCAUUGUAAAUAAGAAUUUGUUCUUAACUGACUUGCCUAGUUAAAUAAAUAAAAAUACAUGUUAGAAUCACCUUUGGCAGCAAUUUACAGCUUUGAGUCUUUCUGGGUAAGUCUCUAAGAGCUUUGCACAUCUGGACUGUACAAUAUUUGCGCAUUAUUAUUAUAAUUCUUUAAAAAAAAAUGUUUUAUCUCUGUGAAGUUCAUUGUUGAUCAGUGCUAGACAGCCAUUUUCAAGUCUUGCCCUAGAUUUUCAAGCCGAUAAUAAGUAAAAACUGUAACUAGGCCACUUGGGAACAUUCAAUGUCGUCUUGGUAAGCAACUUUUAGGUUAUUGUCAUGCUGAAAGGUGAAUUUGUCUCCCGGUGUCUGUUGGAAAGCAGACUGAACCAGGUUUUCCUUUUGCCUGUGCUUAUCUAUAUUCUGUUUCUUUUUAUCCUAAAAAGAACUCCAUUGUCCUUGUUGAUGACAAGCAUACCCAUAACAUGACGAAACCACCACCAUCAUGCUUGAAAAUAUAGAGUGGUAUUCAGUGAUGUGUUGGAUUUGCCCCAAACAUAACGCUUUGUAUUAAGGAUAUAAAGUUAAUUUCUUUGCCACAUUUUUUUUUGCAAUAGUACUUUAGUGCCUUGUUGCAAACAGAAUGCAUGUUUUGCAAUAUUUGUAUUCUGUUCAGGUUUCCGUCUUUUCACUCUGUUAAUUAAGGUUAAUAUUGUGAAGUAACUACAAUGUCGUUGAUCCAUCCUCAGUUUUCUCCUGUCACAGCCAUUAAACUCUAACUGUUUUAAAGUCACCAUUGGCCUCAUGGUAAAAUCCCUGAGCGGCUUCCUUUCUCUCUGGCAACUGAGUUAGGAAGGACCCCUGUAUCUUUGAAGUGACUACAUUGUGACUACACUGUAUUGAUACACCAUCCAAAUUGUAAUUAAUAACUUCACCAUGCUCAAAAGGAUAUUCAAUGUCUGUUUUUUAUUUGAUUUGUAUCUACCAAUAGGUGCCCUUAGCAAGGCAUUGGAAAACAUCCCUGUGGUUGAAUCUUUGUUUGAGAUUCCUGAACUUAUUUAGGCUUGCCAUAACACAAGGGUUGAAUACUUAUUAACUCAAGCUUUUCAACCGUAAUUAAUUUGUAAAAAUGUUCUAAAAACACAAUUCCACAGUGAAACAGGCUCUGCCAGUGAUACAAAUUUUUAAUUUAAUCUAUUUGAAAUUCAGGCUCUAUCACAACAAAAUGUGAAAAUGUCAAGGGGUGUGAAUACUUUCUGAAGGCUCUGUAACUGUUUUACUGCUGUUUAAAUCACUACGCUAGCUGUUUGCAACUUUCAAAAGGUCAAAUAAAAAAUAUAUAAUCAUCUAUUUCAUGUAGACUUGAUUUUAAGUGAUACUUUAAUAGGUCAAAGAAUAAAAACAUUGGCAACAUGUUGUACUGUAACAAUCUUGGUUUGGCCAAUACACGCAAGCCUUUACAUGGAGCUUGGACCAUGAUAUCUGAUAUUAUGAUCUAAUGUGUGGAGUAAAUCUUUUUUCUCCAGACAUGUUUAUUUCAGACUGUAAUCAAGUCAGGCUUUUAGGCAAACUGAAGACUUUGGGCUCAAGGCACUUUGCACUGUACAGCCAGUUUUGUCAGUACAGGUUAUUGAUGUUGAAAAGUAGACAACAUAUAGGCCUAUUAUUAGUCAACCAUUAAUUAUUUAGUCAGCAAAUAGGCUGAUCCACAGAGUCUGAGGUUCACUCAAAAUAGCCAUCAUCACCGGUCUAGUGGAGCUGUUUCUGGUGUUGGAAUGUAUUUGUUCCUUUAUUCUCUCACUGUAUGUUUUUUUCUUUGUUGCUUGACCAUCGUGUAUCUUUCUUUGGUGCCUCAUUUGUUUCUGUGUCUAAGAGUUUAUGGUUGAAUAAGGGGAGAGACACACUUUGAGAUGUUGUUGGAAUGAUGGUUUAUUGGUUCAAUAUGAAUGAUAUACUCUAUUCAAGGUAUACUUGUGUAAGGGCUUUCUCUUGUUUGAAUAUACAAGUAUAAUUUGCAUAGGGAUAAGCUCUUUUUUUUGUUCCAGAGAGACAGUCUAAUGUUUGCUACGAAUGUAAAUGCAUAUUUUUCCAAAUUUUGUACACCAUAGUUCUAUUUAUGAUAGAUAUUGUGUUAAUCACAUUUUGAUUCGCAUUUGUCAUUGACAUUUAUGUUUACAGUUUUAGGUAGGAAAAAUGUUAAGCAAAAAAGCUGAAUGUAUAUUGUUUUGCAUAAUUUAACAGUUAUUCCAUUUGUUUACAUUAGAACGUCUAUCAAUGUAUUGUACUUUAUGUGGAAUUUAUUAAUUGAAACGCUACAUACAUGUAAUAGUCGUACUGUGUUAAAUCGCACUUUAUUUAUUCAAUAUUAAUGUAAAGUAUCUAAGCCAUAGAUCAGGGAGUAGAGUUGUCAUAAACAUUCACACGCACACAGAAAGUGGUGCAUAUUUUCUCAAUGUUGAAUGCAGUUGUUUGUAAGGCAUAGAAAUAAAUAUGCUUUGCACUGAA
Messenger RNA from Oncorhynchus keta (chum salmon), 4960 nucleotides. RefSeq names its product family with sequence similarity 217 member Ba (gene fam217ba). Bases 456 to 2114 code for a protein of 552 amino acids. The transcript has 4 exons. Lineage: Eukaryota; Metazoa; Chordata; Actinopteri; Salmoniformes; Salmonidae. The record is from RefSeq and is a predicted model, not a curated record.